This is a messenger RNA of Armigeres subalbatus, 3932 nucleotides long. Its product is annotated as acyl-CoA:lysophosphatidylglycerol acyltransferase 1-like. The record is from RefSeq and is a predicted model, not a curated record. Bases 1039 to 2376 code for a protein of 445 amino acids. Gene Ontology annotation, molecular function: acyltransferase activity. The transcript has 8 exons. Gene Ontology annotation, cellular component: endoplasmic reticulum; endomembrane system. Gene Ontology annotation, biological process: phosphatidylinositol acyl-chain remodeling. Lineage: Eukaryota; Metazoa; Arthropoda; Insecta; Diptera; Culicidae.
UUCAGUUCAGUUGCUGCGAGAUCUUUCCGUCGUUCAGAUUGCGUUUUUUUAAUCUUUCUUGUGGGGAAGUUCCAGGUGCAAAUCGUGCGAGUGCGAGCCAAAGGUAAAAGUUGGGUAAAAUGUUUUUUUACCGACGCAAAUGAACAUUAUUCUUGUGUUUUGAGAGAAAACGGGAACAAAGCAUUAUUUCAGUUGUAAUCUGAUACUGCGGACAAACAAUCGGGAAAUCAAUUAUCGACCGCUAGCGCAGUUACUGCAGACGGUGCAAUUUUUAGUGAAACUAUCGUUCAGUGAAUCCAAGCAAUCCGGGGAAAAAAUAGUGUGCUUCAGUUUGGUGGGUGAGAAAACAGGCAGAUGGCGUUGUAAACCUCUCGGAUCGGUUGGACAGCGAUGUGAAGUGGUGAUAACCUUUUGACUUGAAUCUGCCUACCGCGGCGAGGCGACACGCGAAACACGGAAGGACAAACGGCGUCGCAGGACCUACAUUUUUUUUAAUCCUGAGGCGGGCGAGUGCGACAUAGAAUGCCGCUCUGUCCCAUCGCCAAUUCGAACUCGUUCAUUAGUCGCAUCCGAACAACGGUAAUAGCAAAAUCGGAACGGAGGUUCCGCCUCGGCACCGUAUUACAGGGACCGAUAAACCAGGCACAAUCCGCAAAGCAUUGCCAUCCAAGUUGCCACUGUGCUGCAACCAAUCAUCGUAGCAGGUAUUUGUAAAUAAGCAGAAGGCGUAGAACGAAGUAGGCGCUAUUUCCGGAAUCACAAGCAGUAUGUGCUGAGUGGAUGAGCGAGUGGGAGCGGCACGGUGUGGGGUGUUAUGAGCGAUAAGAGUAGCGUUGUUGAUCGCAUGAUAACGCGUGACUCAGCGGCGGCGACGUUCGACGCGAAUUACAAUCGGUUUCCAAAACGAUUGUAAAACUUAAUUUACGGGAAUUACGCGGUAGUAGUCCGAGAACGAGGCUUCGGGGUGAACUUUAAUCAGCAACCGAAAGAACGCUUUUUUGGAACAAGGUUAUCAGCCAUAGCUCAGUAGCAGUAGCGAUGCCCUCCUGCAGUGGACUAAUUGAGGUGAUAAAAUAUCCAAGGGCCUUGUUCCGAACGGUGUUUGUGAUAGUGAACAACAUCUAUUGCGUCCCAACGUAUCUGGUAUGGAUGUUUUUGCUUUUGCCGUUGAAAAAGAUCAAUGAGAGCUGCUACUUCAAAAUUGAAGGGAUCCUGUUUCACUGGCUGCUGGCGAAUGUGUCCAUGUGGUCCUCGUCUGCUGGGUAUGAUUUGGUAGAACUGGGUGACGAUAUCAGUCCAGCAAUGGACGAACGAACGCUGGUCAUUGCCAACCAUCAGAGUACCUCUGACGUGCCACUGCUGAUGGCGGCGUUCAACGUGAAGAAAGGGGUGCUGCCGAACAUUAUGUGGAUCAUGGAUCGAAUGUUCAAGUAUACUAAUUUUGGAGCGGUUAGUUUGCUGCAUCAGGAUUUUUUCAUUGCAUCGGGCAAAUCUAAUCGAGAAAAGUCAUUAUUGGAACUUAAAUCGCAUCUCAGGAAAUCUUACAUUCCACGGCAGCGAAAGUGGAUGAUGCUAUUCCCGGAGGGAGGCUUCCUCCGCAAGCGGAAAGAAGUUAGUCAAAGAUUUGCAGAAAAGAAUAAUCUGCCAACGCUGAACCAUGUCACGGUUCCUCGGGUUGGUGCCAUGAAAACGAUCGUAGAUGUGCUCGGUUCGUUAGACUCACCCUGUCUGGAAGAGGACAAGAUCAUGAAUAAUAGUGGCUAUGUGGACAAUACGAUGUCAAUCGUCACCGAUGGGUUCGAUAGUAGUUUGAUCAACGUAGACCAUCAACAGCAACAACAGCAGCAGCAUCAACCAAAGCAGUACGAUGUCACAAACAACAGCAGUAGUACCAUUAUCAAUAGUGAAGCAAUAAAUACCGAUGACUGUGAUAGUUUUAAGGAUUCACCACUCACUAAGUUAAACGGCAAGAUGAACGACUGUUUAGAGUACAUUCUAGACAUUACCAUCGGGUAUCCCAAUGGGAAGCCACUAGAUUUACCAAACAUCGUGCACGGCCUUAGGAAUCCGUGCCAGACUUAUUUAUUUUAUAGGUUAUAUCGUAGUUCAGAGGUUCCUCGAGAUAGCGAAUCUCUCACCCAGUGGCUGUACGACCGGUUCAUCGAGAAAGAGAAACUGCUUGAUGAGUUCUACCGAACCGGCAUGUUUCCGUGUGGAUCAUCAUCCAUGUUGCCAACCGUGAUACAGCAGGAUCUGCUCCGGUUCCUUCUAAUUCAUCUGUUCUUCAUUACCUCCACUUACGUCCAUUACCAGUUGAUACUAAUGCUUAUCAAUUACUCAAAUGUUAUGUACGUGUAUCUUCUCAAUGAUAGCUAAGCUCCGUUAACGGUCAGGUCAAACCUGCGACGAGGUGAGUGAGAAUCAUUUAAACACAUUAACAAAGACUAAAGACAGGUUUAGCAGAUAUUUAUGAUCAGAGCUGAAACGAACGCACGAUACCAAGUUUUAUGGAGUGCUCAAUUGAGUGACACAAAAUGUUUAUAAGUAGCACAGGAUCAGAAGCAGCAAAUAAUCUUAUGAAAUCGGUGGCCCCACUGAAUCAACAUUCACAAGAAGCGGCAGCAAAUUAAUUAUUCUAACUAUAGUUCUUGUAUUAUCCUUUUUUUGGAUUUCUUAAGAAACGUUAUUUUAAAUCCGUUCAAAGAACACGUAACUCCCGUAAGAGGGAAUAAUUUUCUUGGUGCAUAAAUUAUAAUAGCAUAUGUGUGAAGCCAACAAUCGUUUUUACAAAGCUGACAAACCCGAAACACACCUGAUGAUAACAUAUAGCGAAUCAUCGGUUAGUUUGAGAAAGCUUCAGAAAAGUUGAAAAACUCUGAGGUGCAAAUGUUAAACAUAAAACCACAUUUAUUUAACAAGCUCAAAAACAAUAAACAAAGAGUUACACACAACAGUUCAGCAUUAGAUGGGUGGUAGUAUGUAAGGACACAGCAAGAUACAAACAAAACAGGCAGUUUUACAAACAAGUUACAAUCCAAUAGAGGAUAAGAAGGAAAGCCGUUUUCUGAAGUACUGAUUUUCUUAUUUCUGAAAGUUCAAUCAAUUAUUUAAACUUUUAGUCUAUUAAAAUGUAAAUACAACUAAUUUUCUAGGAAUUUCUUGAGUUAACUCAACAUGCAUAAAAUCGGAUCGAUUACAUAAUAACAGACCUCCCCAUGUCUGAAAGGAAGUGAAUGGUGACUCUCUAACUAGUGGACACAAGAGAAGGGAAACUCGGUUAUUUGCGAAUGUGGAUGAUUUUGUAUGCGAGAGAAUGAAUGAAUAGGACAAAUAUCGUUUUAGCAGUGACAGUUCGGACAUUCCCCAUUAUCAGAGAAUUUAGGCUGAUUGAUCUCAGAAUUGAAUCAAAAUUUCUUUGAAAAGCAAAAAUGCAUUUAUGCAUCAAAUUUUGAAAAAGACAAAAUAAUUUGAAUUUUUGCCCUAAGUGUUAAGUUUUUUUUAGAAAUAAAUAUUUGAUGAUGGGCAUCUUAUCAGGAAAUUAUUUACAGUUGGCAAGGACCGAGUUGAAUUCUGAGAACUCUGGGCUAAUCUCGAUUGGUAAUGGGGAAAAAAUUCGACGUUUUAUUUGAUUUGCGCACAUUACUGGAGUAAAUGUAGCACAAACUGAAAUGUGUGUGUGUGUGUAGAUAAGGCCACAAAAACAGCCGGGGUUAGAUGGGGCGCAGUCGCGCAGUAUAGCUUUAUUAUAUCUACUUUGGCCAAGAGUGCUUUUGUUUACCGUUGAGAUUGAAACGCCUUGCGUUAUCAAUCAUUUAAACCGUAUGACACAUUUCAACAAUAGAAACAGUAGAACGCAGUAACAAUGUUCCUUUUUCCCAUUUUGCUUUUGAAAAGUGAGAAUUAUUGGAAGAAUAAAAUGUCAUUUCAUUGUA